GCUCAGUGCCAAACCUCGCAGUCAGUCCCAAUUCCAAAUUUCCAAGUCAACGCAGACAAGUCUUUCAAACCUGCGUCGGCCGCCAUUAAAAUACCACCAACCAAACUUCCCCUCCACCUCCAAUCCCCACAUCAUCUCAAUCCGCGCAGAAAAUCUAUGGAAUUAAUGAAUUAACGAAUCCCAAAACCAUGUCUCCCCUCCUCCUUCCUCUUCUAUUCUUUAUCACCUUCAUUGUCUCAAACCCGCCACCAUGCUCAGCCCAACUGUCCGCCUUCUCUAUCAGAGACCCCCCAUGGACUCCAGCUCAGCAGAACAAAACCCUCCUCUCCCCAAACUCGGUCUUCGCCGCCGGUUUUCUUCCCCUACCCACUUCCCCAAAUCUCUUCAACUUCUCAGUCUGGUACCGCAACAUCUCCAUAGGAGACUCUGUCGUUUGGUCCACCAACGCAAAGACUCCGGUUGGCCUCACGGCAAGACUUGUCGUCACCGCCGCCGGCGUGCUCCGUCUCAGCAACUCCUCCGCUGGUGGAAAUGUAAACUUGUGGCCAGGACCUCACUCACAGAAUUCAAACACCACCAGACUCGUCCUCCGCAACGACGGUAAUUUGAUCUUUGGCAAGUGGGAGAGUUUUAGUUUUCCAACCGAUACCAUAUUGCCAAACCAGAGUAUGUCAGGGACUAACAUGACUCUCUUCUCCAAGAAUGGCAAGUUCAGCUUCGUCAACGCAAGCAAAUUAGUUUUCAAUCAGACCGACGUUUAUCAAACCAUAGACAACGCUUUCCAGAUGCUGGACUCCACCGGAACACUGAAGCAGGAAAAUGGAGAUUCAUUCAUUGUGUCCGAUUUCGGGCUGAACCGAUCUCGAAGAUUGACCAUAGACGACGACGGGAAUCUCAGAAUUUACAGUUUCGAUCAGAGCCCUAGAGAAUGGACCGUCGUUUGGCAAGCAGGGUACGAAUUGUGCAGAGUUCACGGCAUGUGCGGGCCUAAUGCCAUAUGUGUCAGCGAUGGUUCGAGUUCUUCAUACUGUGUAUGCCCACCUGGGUUUAAAGAAUCCGACGGUGGAAUCAAAGAUAGUGGAUGCGAAAGGAAAAUUGAGCUCACGAAUCUCGCCAACACCAAAUUUCUACGGCUUGAUUAUGUCAAUUUCACAGGUGGGUCGAACCAAACCAAUUGGCCAGCCACUAAUUUCAGUGUUUGUGAAUCGAGGUGUUUGGCUAAAAACAAUUGUCUCGGGUUCAUGUUCAAAUACGACGGCAAAGGCUACUGUGUGCUUCAACUCGAUAGAUUAUUAUACGGGUACUGGUCUCCGGACUCAGAAACCGCUAUGUUUCUUCGGGUGGACAACUCGGAAGUCGACCGGACCAACUUCACCGGGAUGACGGAGUUGCUAGAAACGACAUGUCCCGUUCAGAUAAGCCUCCCUCUACCGCCUCAAGAAUCCAACGCAACGACAAGAAACAUUGUGAUCAUCUGUACCCUUUUUGCAGCUGAGCUGAUCUCCGGGGUGCUUUUCUUCUGGGCUUUCAUAAAGAAAUACAUCAAGUACAGAGACAUGGCCCGUACCCUGGGUCUCGAGUUCCUUCCCGCUGGCGGGCCCAAGCGGUUCUCGUACGCCGAGCUCAAAGCCGCCACGAAAGACUUCUCAAAUCUCAUAGGCAGAGGAGGCUUCGGCGAUGUUUACAGAGGAGAGCUGAGCGACCAGCGCGUUGUGGCCGUCAAGUGUUUGAAGCACGUCACCGGCGGCGACGCUGAGUUUUGGGCUGAGGUGACCAUUAUUGCUCGGAUGCACCACCUCAACUUGGUACGCCUAUGGGGCUUUUGCGCUGAGAAAGGUCAACGGAUCCUAGUGUACGAGUACGUCCCUAACGGGUCCCUCGACAAGUACCUUUUCCAACCGGGUCGGGUUGUGUCUUCGGAGCCUGAGGAAGAAACGGGUGUUUUGGUGGAUAACGGUCAGAAACCGAUACUGGAUUGGGGGAUCCGGUACAGGAUUGCAUUGGGAGUGGCGAGAGCCAUUGCUUAUCUUCACGAGGAGUGUUUGGAGUGGGUUUUGCAUUGUGAUAUCAAGCCGGAGAAUAUACUUUUGGGUGACGAUUUUUGCCCCAAGAUAUCGGAUUUCGGGUUGGCGAAGCUGAAGAAGAAAGAGGACAUGGUGACCAUAUCUCGGAUGCAGGGGACCCGCGGGUACAUGGCGCCCGAAUGGGUGAAGAUGGACCCGAUCACACCCAAGGCAGACGUGUACAGCUUCGGGAUGGUUUUGUUGGAACUUGUGAGUGGAGUCAGAAACAACGAGAUCCAAGGGUCAAGGAUCGAGAGCGAGGACUGGUAUUUUCCGAGAUGGGCUUUUGAUAAGGUGUUUAAGGAGAUGAACGUGGAGGACAUUUUAGACCGUCAGAUCAAGCAUUCUUAUGAUAGCCGGCUGCAUUUUGAUACGGUGAAUCGCAUGGUGAAAACGGCCAUGUGGUGCCUGCAGGAUCGACCGGAGUUGAGGCCGUCGAUGGGGAAGGUGGCUAAGAUGUUGGAGGGGACGGUGGAUAUCACUGAACCAAAAAAGCCCACAAUAUUUUUCCUCACCGACGACUAGUCUCCGGACUAGAAUAAUGUGGUAGAGUAGUUGCUUGCUGUCUGACCGUCUCACUCCCAAUUCCCACGGACAGUGGAUCGAGUUUGGGCCUGUUGUAACCCAAAAUUUGGGCCUUAGAAAUUGUAUAAUAAAAUCUUAAGAGUCCAAGGUCCAAGAUGUGAAUAAAGCUACAUACAAUUAUGCUUAUAAAUCAGAUUGAAUUUUAUAAAAUAAAAGACAGAUGGAACCAAA
Molecule: messenger RNA, 2819 nt
Organism: Prunus mume (Japanese apricot)
Lineage: Eukaryota; Viridiplantae; Streptophyta; Magnoliopsida; Rosales; Rosaceae
Source: RefSeq, a predicted model, not a curated record